Messenger RNA from Pseudomyrmex gracilis, 3423 nucleotides. It is a transcript of the gene Nrk, whose product is annotated as tyrosine-protein kinase transmembrane receptor Ror2. The transcript is spliced from 7 exons. Gene Ontology annotation, cellular component: signaling receptor complex. Gene Ontology annotation, molecular function: ATP binding; transmembrane receptor protein tyrosine kinase activity; protein binding. Gene Ontology annotation, biological process: positive regulation of kinase activity; multicellular organism development; cell surface receptor protein tyrosine kinase signaling pathway. Lineage: Eukaryota; Metazoa; Arthropoda; Insecta; Hymenoptera; Formicidae. The record is from RefSeq and is a predicted model, not a curated record. The coding region runs from base 491 to 2461 and encodes 656 amino acids.
CCACGGUUAGAGGCCAUUACGAGUAUUACGACAUCAACCGGCUGACCGACGAAAUUUGUUUUUUGAUUCGUAGGACACUGUAAUAACCUGUACAAAAUACUUUGACAGUUUACCUAACCUGUGUAAUCGGAGGUUGAAGAAGGCACGUUAAAUAAAGUAUAUGCUUUGUGAUAUAUGUCUUUAUUGAUAUUUAUCAAAUAAAAUUACUGUAACAAUAUUAUCGAGCAGAAAUUACGCCGUAGCGAUUUUUAUACGCUCGGUAUGGAACGUCACACGUCGUUUCUCGAAGAAUACGAUCUACAAAAAAUACGCUUUUACGUAACAAUUUUAUAAAUCCUGAAACAAGAUGUUCGCGCGGUUAUUUUCGGAGUUAUCUCGAUUUUUUAUCGAAAAUGUGAGCUUACCGGACUCGCAUCACAACAUACGUAUACACUAAUCUGUACACACAUUUGUAUAUACAUGUCUGUAUAUAUAGAUUACUAUAUAAAUAAUGGUGUUUUGGGCCAUCGUUUAUUCACUAGCAACUUGUCUGUGCUUCAGUGCCAUUCUAGCAAGGCCAGAAGUACAAGGUUACUGUGCUCCGUACAGUGGCAAGAUUUGUCAGAAAUAUCUCAAUGGUAUCGGCAAAGUAUGGUUCAAUGAUUCCAAUGACAAUCCUGGUGGUUGGCUCAAUGAGAAGAUCACAACAGAUCUCUGGAAAGACUUGAUAGAGACUUUAAUGGAACCAUGUCGAUCUGCAGCAGAGAAAAUGUUGUGCAUGUAUGCAUUUCCACUGUGUCAUGAGUCAGUAGGCUUGCCUUUGUGUUACGAAGAUUGUAUGGCGGUGCGUCAGCAAUUCUGCUUCAAUGACUGGGCAAUGAUUGAGGACAACAAGCAAAGAGAUGUUUACUUCCGCUCUCGUGGACAUUUCUCGUUGCCGGAAUGCGAGAGUCUUCCUAAAGUUAAUAAGGAAGUACCCACAUGCUCACAUGUCCAUCUGACCGACAUGGACGAAGAAACUGUUACCUAUGAUUGUAUCAGAAACAACGGCAGAUUUUAUAUGGGAAAAAUUAACAAGACCAAGUACGGCCUAGAUUGCCAGUCGUGGAGUGCGCAAAUUCCGCAUAAUCACGAUAAGCCGCCCGAUGUUUUUCCGCAAAUUCGCUACGGCGAGAAUUACUGUCGAAAUGCAGGCGGUGACGAACCGAUGCCGUGGUGCUUCACGACCGAUCCUUUAAUACGCUGGCAGCAUUGCGAUAUUCCCGAAUGUGACAAUGUUACAACUAAAAUGGAAAACGAUGGAAGAAAGAAAAACUAUAAUAUAAUAUUAGAUACUUUGAAUCAUACAAUCGUGCUCGUUCUAUCGACAUUAAGUCUUGUAAUUUUGGCCGGUGGAUUGCUAUCCGUUUAUUUAAGUCAAAAAUUGCACAAGCGUCAUCGAGGCUACAAUCCGACAGAUACUCAAGCUGUGAAUAUCGAUUUGGACAAAUUACCGAACAACGAAGCGUAUCACAAGACGAGCGCUCAACUAAAUCCGAAACUGGAAAAGCUGGAGUUUCCGCGGAAUAACAUCAUUUAUGUGCGGGAUCUCGGACAGGGCGCGUUUGGUCGCGUAUUUCAGGCAAAAGCGCCAGGACUCGUUUCCGGCGAGGAGUUCACGAACGUCGCUGUGAAAAUGCUGAAGGAGGAGGCCUCAGACGAUCUCCUACGCGAUUUCGAACGCGAGGCCUGUUUGCUCGCCGAGUUUGAUCAUCCGAAUAUUGUGAAGCUGCUCGGCGUGUGCGCUCUGGGACGACCGAUGUGUCUGCUGUUUGAGUACAUGGGUCGCGGCGACUUGAACGAAUUUUUGCGCUCGUGCUCGCCGAGCAAUUAUGUCAUCCGCGUGUCGUUCAAUACGAAUGAUAGUAGCGCAACGACCGGUGAAUUAGCGCGGCUCACGCACAUGGAUCUGAUCAACAUCGCGCUGCAGGUAGCCUCCGGUAUGGUUUAUCUGUCCGACCGGAAAUUCGUUCACCGUGAUCUAGCAACGCGCAACUGUCUGAUAAACGAUCAGAUGAUUGUCAAGAUCGCCGACUUCGGAUUGUCGCAGAAGAUCUACCUGCAAGAUUAUUAUAAAGGAGACGAGCAGGAUGCAAUACCAGUAAGAUGGAUGCCGCUGGAAAGCAUAUUGUACAACAAGUACACGGUCGAGUCGGACGUGUGGGCAUUUGCAGUGUGUUUGUGGGAGAUUUUCAGCUUCGCGUUGCAACCAUACUACGGAAUGACCCACGAGGAGGUCGUGAAGUACAUCAAGGAAGGCAACAUGUUGCGCUGUCCAGACAACACGCCGCAGUCGAUCUACGAUCUAAUGAAGCUCUGCUGGAAUAGACGGCCGUCUGAUCGGCCGACUUUUCGCACAAUCUAUCAGACUCUCGACGGCAUCAGACAGGAGCUGGAGGCAGAAUGCAAAACCGACAGCAUCCCAUUGCGUAUUCGUGUGUGAAACGCAACACUUGAUCGAUCAAUUAGGAAUUAAGCGACAUUAGUUUAUACGCUUACAUAUCUUACUUUGAUCGACGAUUCCAGGUGAGUGACCGUAUGUCAUGAAACGCAAAAUGAUUGACAGGAUUUUAGUUAGCUCUAUUUUUUUUCUCAUACUACUCUUGUUGCCAAAAGAUAGGCACUUAGUACUCCAAUUAUUCCUUUAACAUCUUAUUAGAUUUGUUUGAUAUUUUGAUAUCAGUUGUAAUUUCGUUGACCAAUGCGAAAAAAGGACCAAUGUGCAGAGUGAAGACAGAGAAGACUCGUUGCGUUGAUGUGCGGUAAUUUUUUUCCACAAGAAAUCGAAUAUAAAUGAAAAUUACUCUGUGUGUUAACUCACUUUUCAUCUUCUGAAAUAAAAAUAUUUGUCCUUCUUUUUGUGGAGGGACGUAUUAAUGCUUCUUGCACUUUUAUCGUAUCAGUUCGAAGUUUCUUCCAUGUUGAUUACUUACGCUUUUACACAGCAUUGUCGAGCCUGUACAAACACUAAAAAAGCGAUGACGUGUCUAUAAAAACGCCGCGUGUAAGCGACGUUGUAUUUAGAGGCUUCUUGAUUGUUAGACGUGUGUUAGGUUGUUAUAGAGUUCGCUAUAUAUCGAAUAAAAAGAAAAGAAAGAAGAACACAAAUAGGUAAAAUUUAUAUUUAAUGUGCUUAUAUGACGAUAUUAAUGAGAGAAGACUUAUGAAGAACUACUACUUAGCAAACCCGAAAUACGAGACUAUACAUCGCAAUUGUAAAUCGAGAGGAAACACAAAAAGCGCAUUUUCCUCACAUAAAGUUGCAUAAUUUUUAAUACGCAUUCGACGACUUGUCACGCACGCGAAGAAAUUUUUAUUAUCGUAUGUAAAAAAAUUCAACGUAUUAUAUUUUACUAUAUUAAAAUAUAUACGGGAGAAAAAAACACUUCCGUGUUUAAGACUGCA